AUGUUCGCACAGCUCAAGCGCGAGAGCCUGCGCAAGCUGCAGGCAAUGGAGGAUAAGAGUCCAAAGGGUUGCAUCGACGAACCAAUUUUGGAUAUGAUCAAAAUUAUCAAUGCACAUCCGGAUUACGUGACAAGUAGCUCGUGCUCAGGUCGUAUUGCAGUCUUUUGUGGUGAAGCUGCUACUACUACAGAUAGUGAAACAAAUUCAAACUUGAUUACGAAAGGAGGCAAGUGGCUUCUUGCUGAGCAUGCCACCAUCACGUUCGAUCAAUUAGUAGCAGGGUUGCAUUCGCUUGACGGUAACUCUGGUAAUAAAAUGAUUAUAUUCAAGCACGAGCCGUUCAUUAUGCACGUGGUUUGCCGUGAGCUUGACUCUGCAAAAAAGUUAUUGCAAUGGGGUAUUGCGUGUGGAUUUCGAGAGUCGGGCAUCGUGCUAGGAAAUCGGAAGAUCAUGUGUGCAAUUCGUACAGCGGCAAAUGGAUUGGAAAUCCCCCUUGGAAGGAGUGCAGAACGUUUGCUCGUUAAUGAAGAGUAUCUUCGGUGGAUUGUAAAUAUUGCUAACGAGAAGUUCGAGGCAAACAAACUAAAAACAGAUAGACUUCUGACGUCUUUUCGUGCUCAGUUCUGCCAUCCAUCUACAAAUUCGUAUGGUGUUGACCGAUCUGUAGUAAAACUGAGCUUCUGGAAGGAACUAUCAAGCGAAGUCAGAGUGAAACUGGUGGGACAUUCUAGUGUGCAAUACAAAAAUACCAUUGUUGUAUUCGGAGGUCAUGGAUCAACUGUGUCUGGGACGACAACUCGCGUCGCUGAUGUAGUUUACCUUUGCGUCGCUGAAGAUGGCUCCCUUCAGCAAACAUAUCAUUCGACAACAAGAGAAGAUGGUCCAUUGCCUCGGAUCUAUCAUACUGCUGUUGUGGUGGGAACGCGAAUGAUUGUAUUCGGAGGUCGAGCUAGUCCCGCUAAACCCUUUGGUGAUCUCUUUGUUUUGGAUCUUGAGACAAAAAUCUGGGAAAAGAUUGCUCCUCACGGAGUUGGGCCCGCUCCGCGCUGGAAACAUUGCAGCUGUGCGGUGGGUUCUACUGUGUACAUUUAUGGUGGUCGCGAUACCAAGCAAGUCUUCAACGACCUUUUUGCUUUGGAUAUUGGGAAUCCCACGCAGUGGCGUCAAAUUGAGACCUCAUUUGAUACUCCCAGACGAUUUGAUCAUAUUGGUGCAGUUGUCAACUCAACAAAGCUUCUGUUCUGGGGAGGAAUGUCUUCGCUGGAAGACGGAGAUUGCAGUGGCGAAAGAGAUAGCAGCGCGUGCUUAAUAUUUGAUAUCAUCAAGGAGACAUGGGAUUCUGUUAAGCUCGAAAAUACCUUGAACAAAAGUCAUCCACCUGCACUUUUUGCUGCAAGCGCAUCGUCGAUUAGCAAUCACCAGGUUGUAGUUGUAGGCGGUAUAACGUCUGAAUUGCUGGCAAGUGGAGAUAAGGCGACCCAAAAGGUAUAUCUGCUAGACAUUGAAGCAUCGCAAUGGUCCGAACUUGGCGAAGUGAAGCAUACAGAUGCAGCUUUUGUAGGACACAGCACGGUUUAUAUCGACACAAACAACUCGAUUUACAUUUUAGGCGGUGGGUUCCAGUGCUUUGGCUUUGGACAGUUUUAUUCGUCGACAUACUUGUGCAAUCUGUCGAUAGUGCAGAGCAAUUCGAUUGUUCCUAGCAAGAAUCAGGUUGUCAACACGUCUGAUACAAGUGUGUCAGCCUCCUCAAUUUCCAAGUCUCUUGGUGUUCUUGUUGACAAACUGGAAGUAAAAAAAGUCAAGACUUUGCUUGAAAAGCUGCAUGUGUACGACAAGUCGCGACGCAUCCACGUUGCUCAGGGUACACAACCAAACAAAAAUUCGAAUCGUCGAACGAUGUUUUUGCUUCCUGUGGUAUCAACUAUUCGUGACGUUAUAGCCUCAACGAUUGAUACUGAAUUGUUGAAGCUGCAAAUUGUUGGUGACGAUGAUGCUUACGCAAACAAGUUCGGCAAGACAAGUGGAUACAAUCGGAACGAAAUGAUCCGCAGCACCAUCACUGCUUUUGCUUGUAAUAAUGGUAUUUCGUCUGAGUUAAUGAAUGCUAUACCGAAAAAGUUCGAGUUUGUUGGUGACGUUUUGUUGAUUCCGCGUGACUCAUUCCUGGAACCGGAGUGGAUGUCAUUUGCGGACAAAAUGUGGGCACACGUCUGUGCUUCCACUACCCCUGCGUUUACUCGUGUUGCACGAAAGGCCUUUAUCGAUGCCAGUGAGAAGCGCCAAAGUCACGUAAAACUUCUCUAUGUAAAUGAUACAGCUCUAGUCUCAGAGCGGAGCAAGAAAGCUCCGGGAUGGGUAGAAAUUCGAGAAAAUGGGAUCAUUUACGGAUGGGAUCUCACCAAAGUAAUGUUUUCGUCGGGCAAUGUGACUGAGAAGGCCCGUAUGGCAAACAUUGGAUGUCGCGGUGAGACAAUAGUUGAUCUUUUUUGCGGCAUUGGGUACUAUGUCCUUCCUUUUCUCGUGCAUGGUGGUGCUGCGUUUGUACACGCAUGUGAAUGGAAUCCAGACUCGGUAGCUGCACUGCGUUUUAACCUGGAGCGCAAUCAUGUGGCAGACAGAUGUAAAAUUUACUUAGGAGACAAUCGCGAGUCAGCUCCUACGAUUGGUGCUAUCGCAGAUCGUGUAAAUUUGGGUCUCUUACCUACAAGCAAGAAGGCGUGGCCUUUGGCUAUUCAGGUUCUGAAACCUUCUGGUGGCUGGCUCCACGUACAUGACAACGUGGCUGUGGAGGAUCGUGAAACGUGGAAGCAGCAUGUGUUAGACUCGAUACAGGCGCUUGCUAAGUCUUAUGGACAUCACUGGUCCAUCACGUGUGAGCAUGUAGAGAGGAUCGUAGACAAAGUGUACAUGAAACUCAAUAUUAUAGACUAG
Messenger RNA from Plasmopara halstedii, 2934 nucleotides. RefSeq names its product trna wybutosine-synthesizing protein 2 3 4-like. The transcript has 6 exons. The record is from RefSeq and is a predicted model, not a curated record. Bases 1 to 2934 code for a protein of 977 amino acids. NCBI's taxonomy places the organism in Eukaryota, Oomycota, Peronosporomycetes, Peronosporales, Peronosporaceae. Gene Ontology annotation, molecular function: protein binding; tRNA methyltransferase activity. Gene Ontology annotation, cellular component: cytoplasm. Gene Ontology annotation, biological process: tRNA methylation.